AUGCUUCAUGAACAACAGGUGGAGACCAACAAUGUAGGUGGGACACCGCUGGGCUCAGUGGAGAGGUGUCUAGGAGACAGCCUGGUCCUGCUGGUCCAGCAGACUGUCAAACUGACCUGUAACUCUGUGUUUCAGAUCUGUGUUUCAGAUGUAGGUGGGACACCGCUGGGCUCAGUGGAGAGGUGUCUAGGAGACAGCCUGGUCCUGCUGGUCCAGCAGACUGUCGGUAAAGAGACCAUCUGGCUGCUCCCUCAGGCCCAGUGGGAGGCAGGGGAGACUCUCCGACAGACAGCAGAGAGAGGCCUCAGCAGCCUGCCAGAGGCUGAUUUCAAGGCUACGUUCCUUGGCAACACCCCCUGUGGAGUGUACAGGUACAAAUUCCCCAAAGAGGUCCGGACAGAGCGCUGCGUGGGAGCCAAGGUCUUCUUUUUCAAAGCUUUCCUGUCCGCUGGUUCAGCCAGUCAGAAAGAACCUUUCCUGUCCGCUGGUUCAGCCAGUCAGAACGAACCUUUCCUGUGGGUGAAGAAGACUGAACUGCAGGGAUACCUGAAGCCACCUUACUUGGAGAAGGUUGACCGCUUCAUACUCAACCUGUGAUGGAGUGGAUGAGAGCUGAUGGAGAAGGUUGACCGCUUCAUACUCCACCUGUGAUGGAGCGGAUGAGAGCUGAGGGAGAAGAUGUGAUGGUUACGGAUGUCUUUUUUAGAAACGUCCUCGUUGAGUCCUGGAAGUCAUAUUUCUGUCACAGCAACUGUUGUUUUCUCCUGCCCGUCCACUUGGUGUAUAAGAGAGCAUGAUUAAAGUGUAUAAUUUGUUCCAACAUAUAAACCAUUCAGUGUUGUCUGUAGGCCUAUAUCCCAGAGGAUAGAAAGCCAGUCUCUUUGCCUGUGUGUUGUUCUAUGCAGACAGUGUAUUUUCCAGUCCUCCACUAGAUGGCAGUAGUGAGACAGGAGAGGCUGGUCAAAACAGUGUAUUGUCCUG
Messenger RNA from Oncorhynchus kisutch (coho salmon), 981 nucleotides. Its product is annotated as 39S ribosomal protein L46, mitochondrial-like. The transcript is spliced from 4 exons. NCBI's taxonomy places the organism in Eukaryota, Metazoa, Chordata, Actinopteri, Salmoniformes, Salmonidae. Gene Ontology annotation, cellular component: mitochondrial large ribosomal subunit. Gene Ontology annotation, molecular function: structural constituent of ribosome. The record is from RefSeq and is a predicted model, not a curated record. The coding region runs from base 1 to 597 and encodes 198 amino acids.